AUGGCGGUCGUCGCGACGACACAGGACCAUUGUCCAAGGACGACGAAACCGUUCCUCGGCGGGUGGAGGGACACGCUCACCGGCCUGAUCUAUCACAAUGCCUGCACACAGACACACGGCAGAACGAGAAGCAAUGGGGUUACGCAGACUGUCGCGGUCGCGGACGCGAUCACCGAGGUCGUUCACGACCAGGCGGUGCAGGUGCACUUCUUACCGGACGCGCGUGACCGAGUCGUCGCGGUUUCUUACUUCGCUACCGUGCCAACCGGAGAAACAGAGUCGACGGCUUCUCGGGACAACGACGAGACGCUUCUCGGCAAUGUCGUCAAAAUACAGAGGUGUUACAGAGCUCAUCGAGCCAAAGUGACGGACAAAGGGACCAGUUUCCGCGGAAAGGACGUUUCCCGGGACGAGACGGAGGCGACGGGAUCUUCGCAGGCGCUGAGCGGAUGCGCCGAGUUCACGAUACUGGAUCGCAGGUCGCCGCGGACGAACUCGGACUUCGAGUCGCUACGGAAUCUGCUGGACCGUUGGCGGAUCUUCGAGACCGAGUGGGCGAGCCGCACGCUCUUCGGUUCCUCGAGGGUCGCCGCAUGCGGUCUGAUCCUGUCGAAGGAAGUCGAGCUGCUGCGCGCCAUGGAUUCUAUGAGGACCGCGGUGCGCGUGAAAUACAAGGAGCGGAAGCGACGCAGGCUCUUGGACGAGCUGUCGAGACCGGUCGCCUGGCAGGACAGCCGCGGCCGACCGAUCCUGGUGGACACGCUGCGCGUUCAACGAGCUCGUCAACACAGGAACAUGUACGCCUCGUUGGCCAACGAAAACCUGUCCGUGCCGGAGCGCGUUGAUCUACUGCGCGGUCUCAAGCGCUUCGUCGGCAUGCAUACGUGCAGCCAGUCGCUCGAGCUCGUUUAUCUGGUCGACCAGGAGCUAGCGCUGCUAACCUGCCGCGUGGACACGGGUAGACUGAACUGGCUGAGGAACAGGCUAAAGCUGAGCUUCCUCAAAUUGGCGCGAAACGCACUGCAAGGGGACCUCGAGGAGGAUUCGCGGUUCGGCUGGUUGGACGCAAGCAUUACGCGGCUCUGCAGGACCUGCGGCAAGCUGCUGCCCUUGGAGAAAUUUCCCCGGGAACGACGACUGCGGUCGUCCUCUUGUGUCUACUGCACGUCCAUGCGAACCCGGAGAGAACCACGUAUGGUGUACGAUCCUUACGAGAGGAUGCUGCGAGAGAUCAGGCGCUGCGAGGCCAGGACAGGUUGUUACGGCAGUCUGGCCUUCGUGGUCGGGACUAGGGUCGUUUGCCGCCUGGUGAACGAGAUUUGGCACGGACGGUCCGGUAUUUCCGAAUGCGACGACCUUGACGAGCUGCGACUGACGCGCUUCCGCCGAGAGCUCGAGUGGGCGCCGUGGAAUUCCCUGCUACUGACGAAAACUGAGGCCGCCGUUCACUACGGGAUCGCCGAUAUCGAGAGCUUCUACGACGCGAGGCUGCUGCGAAAAUUUUACACAAAGAAUCUCCAGGCGAAGAUGUGCUUCGAAUCGAUCUCCGAGGCGCGGAGAAACAUCGUUACGCCAUCCUCGAUGGAAGAUUAA
Molecule: messenger RNA, 1593 nt
Organism: Dinoponera quadriceps
Lineage: Eukaryota; Metazoa; Arthropoda; Insecta; Hymenoptera; Formicidae
Product: IQ and ubiquitin-like domain-containing protein
Exons: 3
Coding region: 1-1593 (530 amino acids)
Biological process (GO): cilium assembly
Cellular component (GO): acrosomal vesicle; motile cilium
Source: RefSeq, a predicted model, not a curated record